This is a messenger RNA of Hevea brasiliensis (rubber tree), 1551 nucleotides long. RefSeq names its product protein disulfide isomerase-like 1-3. Gene Ontology annotation, molecular function: protein disulfide isomerase activity. Bases 126 to 1364 code for a protein of 412 amino acids. NCBI's taxonomy places the organism in Eukaryota, Viridiplantae, Streptophyta, Magnoliopsida, Malpighiales, Euphorbiaceae. Gene Ontology annotation, cellular component: endoplasmic reticulum. The record is from RefSeq and is a predicted model, not a curated record. Gene Ontology annotation, biological process: response to endoplasmic reticulum stress; protein folding. The transcript has 8 exons.
UUUCUCCGUUGUCCAAAGCCAUUGGUCUGAUAACUCCCCACUCUGCUCUGUCUGCUCUGCCCAGGCCAUUAAUACUUAACUCUCCCUUCCCAUUCUUCUUCUCUGCUCUAUCCCUCCCGAAAACAAUGUCGACAACAAGAAUUUUUCUCCUUGUCUUCACACUCUUCUGCUUUACACCUUUCUCUCACUUCUCUUCAUCAAUUCUUGCAAAAGCUCUCUUUCACCACAGCACAGACGAAGCCGAAGCCGAAGCUGCAGAUGUUUCUUCAAUCUCCAUCGGCCAACACCAUAGGCAGAUAUCGGGGAAGCCGAUCGUGCAGAGCAUCUCUCCCGCAGUUGACGAAAAGGACGUGGUGGUAUUGACGAACAACAACUUUAGCGAAAUUGUUAAUAAAAAUCAGUAUGUAAUGAUUAAUUUUUAUGCACCUUGGUGCGCUUGGAGUCAGAAGCUGGCACCGGAAUAUGCUGCGGCUGCUACCAUGUUGAAGGGUAAUGCUGUUCUUGCAAAAAUUGAUUGUGAUAAAGAGACAAGGUUGGCGAUGAAGUUCAAGAUUGAUGGGUGGCCCACUUUAUAUUUAUUGAUCGGCGGAGCUCACAAGGUUCUUUAUAACUCUAAACGGACCAGGGAUGCUAUUGUUAAUUGGGUGAAUCAGAUAAUGAACAUCACUGUUCAAAAUGUCACAACAAUUGAGGAUGCAGAACGUUUAUUAGUAAAAUCAAAAUCUGUGAGAGUUUUGGGAUUGCUAGACACUUUAGAGGCUAAAGAUAGUGAGGAGCUUGCUGCCGUCUCAAAACUGCAUAUUGAUGUCAAAUUUUAUCAAACUACCAAUGCUGAUGUUGCUGAGUUGUUCCACAUUGACCAGCAAAUCAAACGCCAUGCUUUGGUCUUGGUGAAAUGGGAGGGUCUAACUCCUAGCUACAUUGGUUAUGAAGGUGAAUUCACCAGAUUGUCAAUUGGUGAUUUUGUAUCUAUGCAUAAGAUUCCUUCAGUGAUCCCUUUCACACUAAACAAUGCUGAUAGUAUUUAUAGGAAUCGUAUGAAACAGUUGUGGCUUUUCGCUCCUGAAAGAUCAUGGGAGGUUAUAUCCAUAUUUGAAGAAGUGGAAAAAGCAUUCAAAGGAAAUAUUCUGUUUGUUCACGUGGAAACUAGCAAUAAAGAUUCUUAUAUAAGAGAGCUUAGUUACCAAUUUGGCGUCACUGAUGGUUCUCCAACAGUCUUAGCUGUUUACAAAGUAGAUUGGGAUGCCAAAAAGUAUAAAUAUGAUGGUGAACUGACCUUAAGUGGUAUUAAGUCAUUUGCAGAGGAGUUUCUGGAGGAGAAGUUUCUGGGCAAGUUAGAACCAGCCAUGAUGUCUUUUGCCUGACGUCCAUUUCACUAUCAUGCCGACCCUUAAUCCAAGUUCCAUUCUUCAUGCAUAUUAGUAUAAGGACCAAAAUUAGCAGUAACUUGAAUUUGCUUUGCUUCCUCUACUUUGCUUGGAAGUUUAUUGGAUCUUGUUUUGUUUGCUUGGUUUUUGCAGCAGCUUGUUGGCCUUUGGCUUUUGUUUGGCA